Messenger RNA from Microdochium trichocladiopsis, 1588 nucleotides. RefSeq names its product Lactonase, 7-bladed beta-propeller-domain-containing protein. Bases 151 to 1332 code for a protein of 393 amino acids. Gene Ontology annotation, molecular function: protein binding; 6-phosphogluconolactonase activity. The record is from RefSeq and is a predicted model, not a curated record. The transcript is spliced from 3 exons. NCBI's taxonomy places the organism in Eukaryota, Fungi, Ascomycota, Sordariomycetes, Xylariales, Microdochiaceae.
GAACAAUAUAUCCUAGGCACAGGCCGCAGCAGAUAGAGCGUAUAUAACCAGCUCGCUGCUCCAUCCGGCCAAGGUGUUUCUGUCGAGGUGCUCUUGAGUAGCAGCAUCGCCAUCCUCCUCCUCACCAUCCCAAGCCUGCCUCCCGCCGCCAUGGUUGCCCUGUUCAAGACGACGGCCCUCAUGGGCCUGUGCCUGCUCUCGCAGGUGCUCGGUGCCAAGCUGCUCGUCACCCACUUCUCGGGCCCGCUGUACACGCUCGACUUCAACCCAAGCACCAGCUCGCUCAAGAUCAGCUCGCAGACCAACGGCUGCGGGCAGAUCCCCACGUGGCUGUACCUCGACAAGGCGGCGCGCACCGUCUACUGCUUCGACGAGAGCUGGUACGGCUCUGGUGUGCUCUCGCAGUACGCCCUCAAGUCGGACAGCUCCCUGUCCCUGGUCGCGUCUGCGCCGACCCCCGGCAACAGCGUCCACGGCUCUCUGUACGGCGGCGCUGACGGCAAGAGCUUUGUCGUGACGUCCGAGUACUCUCCCUCGACCAUUACGACCUACAAGCUGCCCAUCACCGCGCAGUCCAAGCCCAUCCAGACCCUGUCCUUCACCAUGGCCGCCCCCGGCCCCCGCCCGGACCGCCAGGACAAGCCGCACCCGCACGCCGCCUUCACCGACCCGAGCGGCGCGUACCUCGUCGUCCCGGACCUCGGCGCCGACCUGACCCGCAUCUUCAAGAUCGACCGCAGCUCGGGCAAGCUUACCGCCUGCCCGGCCAUCUCGUCGCUGCCCGCCGACGGCCCGCGCCACGGCCUCUUCCGCAAGACGGCCUCGGGCGCCCUCAAGUACUACUCGCUCAACGAGAUCAGCAGCUCCGUCGGCGUCUAUGACGUCACCUACCCGAGCUCCUCGUCGGGCUGCCUGUCGCUCAAGCUGGUCCAGACCCUGUCCAACUACGGGCCCGGCAAGACCGGCCUCGAGACGGAGAAAUCGGCCGAGAUCCGCAUCUCGGGCGACUACCUGUACGCGACGAACCGCAACGACCAGACGUUCGGCAAGGAGCAGGACUCGAUCGCCAUCUUCAAGAUCGGCAGCACCGACGGCAAGCUCACCUUCCAGGAGCUCACCAACGCCUACGGCUACUACCCGCGCUCCUUCUCCAUCAACAGCGCCGGCACGUACGCCGCCAUCGGCGGCCAGACCACCGCCAACGUCGCCAUUGUCAAGCGCGACGCCAAGACGGGCAAGCUCGGGCCCCUGGUGGCCAACAUCAACAUUGCCCCGCGCGGCACCUACGGCGGCGAGGAUGGCCUGAGCAGCGUCAUCUGGGACGAAUGCUAGAAGAUGACAUGGUCCUUGAUGCGAUGAGAUGGCAUGGGGGUUGGGUACGUACCUGGCGCUUACUGGUGCUGUGGGAUUAUUGGAGGGUGUCAAAACGUGGGGGGUAUAGCUGUCGAGCUCGGUCGAUUGAGAUUAAGUGUACAUCCAAGACUUUUUCAUGACGUGCGACAAGCAUACCUCGCUUCCUCCUAUAAACGAGCAUCACAAUAUAAAACAGGGAGAAUACUCGCAUGACAUGAUUGAUAGUCGAGUACCA